Molecule: messenger RNA, 669 nt
Organism: Didymodactylos carnosus
Lineage: Eukaryota; Metazoa; Rotifera; Eurotatoria; Philodinida; Philodinidae
Source: the annotation of a GenBank genome assembly
AUGUUCGUGGUAGACCGUGGUUCCCGAGAUUGUGUUGGUGUAAUGCAUGCAUUGGGAUUACAUGUUGCUAUGCCUCCAUUUCUAAGAAAGCAGAAGCAGUUCACAACUAUCGAAGCCAAUAAAUCGCGUUUAAUUACCAAAAUCAGAUCGGUCGUAGAAAUGGUUAAUGCCCAGUUAAAACAAUUCAAAUUAUUUUCACAAACAUUUCAGAGCUCGUCAAUUAAAGAUCUAAAGAAUUAUCUUUCUAUAGCUUGUGCAUUAAUUAAUUGUCACAAAUCGGAAGUAUUAAAAUCAAAACCUGAGGAUAUUGAGUCAUCAAAAGAAAUGCUUGAAUUAGUAAACAAGCCAAAUCUUGUUCAACUGCUGCUUAACGAGAGUAAUUUAUUAUUCUCAAACUGGACAACUCUCAAUGCAACUGAAUUUCUUGAAUUUCUAAUUUUGGCCGAAAAUCAAACACGAAAGCUGACGUUCGGUCCAAUCGGUAGUAGAGUUGUUGGUUGUUGUUCACAUGAUGCAUCAGCUAUAUGGUUUCUUGGAUUCAAAGGAUGGCAAUCUCACCAACGAGUACAACCAUCUGGCUCACAUUUGUUACAUGCGUCUGAUAGCAUGCAAAUAACUGGUUUUGAAGACGAUGAUGAGGACAAUCAGACAAGAUAUAGACUAGCCUGA